Molecule: messenger RNA, 711 nt
Organism: Pyrenophora tritici-repentis Pt-1C-BFP
Lineage: Eukaryota; Fungi; Ascomycota; Dothideomycetes; Pleosporales; Pleosporaceae
Source: RefSeq, a predicted model, not a curated record
CCGACUCGUCUCUCCAGACUGCAGAACGCAUCAAGGAGGAAUACUGCUACGUGUGCCCGGAUAUUGUCAAGGAAUUCGCACGCUUCGACCGUGAAUCAGACGACCGCUUCAAGAAACACGUCGUCAACUACCCCAAUGGCAAGACCACAACCGUCGACGUCGGUUACGAACGCUUCCUUGCGCCUGAGAUCUUCUUCAACCCUGAGAUCUACUCGUCCGAUUUCCUGACCCCACUACCCACCAUCGUCGACACCGUUAUUCAAUCCUCGCCUAUCGAUGUGCGCAGAGGACUGUACAAGAACAUUGUGCUCUCAGGUGGUUCAACACUAUACAAGGACUUUGGCCGACGUCUGCAGCGUGAUAUCCGGCACAUGGUGGAUGCUAGGAUCAAGGCAUCAGAAGCGCGGAGUGGAGGUGCAAAGAGCGGUGGUCUGGAUGUGCAAGUCAUCACACACAAGAGACAACGACACGGCCCAUGGUUCGGAGGCAGCUUGCUUGGUCAGACGCCCGAGUUCAAGAGCUACUGCCACACCAAGGCAGAGUAUGAUGAGAUUGGUCCCAGCAUUGUCCGAAGAUUCGCGCUGCUGGGCGGACCUGGUAGCACGUAAGAAGACUGCAACCUUCCGAGACCCAUGUAGAUGAUGGAAUGGCUUAUUGAGCGAACAUGAGAAUUAGCAAAACCUAGCGAGAAUGACAAGAUUAUCAGCCAAA